AUGACUUCACCGGCUCCUGCGUCCAUGAUGGGCGGCUGGAACGCCCCUGCUCAGCCCAUGCCUGUUGCCGAGACGGACGAGAAUGGCGUCCAGACGAGACCAAUGAGCCUCAAAGUACACUACACCUUCGACAAGGAAGCUCAAGUCAACUGCCUGGCGAGGCUGCAGCAAACGCUCCGAAUUCAGACCAUCCAACUUGACGAUGGCUCGUCAAUAGGCGUUGUGGACCUUCGAGCCUGUAUCCAGGCUGUAACAGACUGUAGUCCUGAACUUGCCGGCCAAGAUUGCGAUUACACCAUCUAUGCUGUCGACUUCUCGGAGCCCAAUACCCCUCUCGUUGGCCAGGGUAUGCUCUCCUGGGCUCUCGAUACCCUGCUACGAGGAGACAUGUCUGCUCAGCCAAAGCUCGUCACUGGACGUGUCACCAAGAACCUCCUCGGCGUCUUUUCUGGUGGUAACAAGGAAACCCUUGAAGUCACGCUUCGUUUGACGGCUGGUGCAAACAAGACGAUGCAGUGGGCUGCCGAUAGCUUCGACAUGCAGGCUGCCAUGACUCCUACCGGUGCCUCCGAAUGGAACUCAUUCCUCCAAUCUAACCCGCAAAUCGGAGACCAGGCUCAUAUUUCCAGAGUCGCCUCUCCCGCCAUGUCACAAGGGCCCCCCGCGUCGCUUGCUCGAAGAGAUUCGUUUGGACCUGGUGUUCUUCAUAACGCUGAUGGCAUGGGCGUCCAGAGAAUUGCCCCUGUGCCUGUUGACGCCAGUACCAUGCCCAACCUUCCCGGCGGCUCAUCUCGCCCUUCUAGCAGAACUUCAAAUAGAGCCCCACGCAAACGACAACCGACAGGUAGACCUCGCGGUCGUCCACGAAAGAAGCCUGUGGAGGGAAACACAUCUGGCUAUGAGGACGGUACCGAAGGAGAGGAUGGUCCCGCCAAAAAGCGUGUAAAAACCACAAAAGUCGAGCGUGUCGUCAACCCUUUUACCGCAGGAUCUGAAUCUCUGCGUGUAGCAGCUAGUACUUCCGGCUCAAUCCGCAACUUUCGCCCUCUCAACACUGAGGGCAGCGCAGAAGGCUCUGCUGCCAACCACCUUCAGGAAGUGCCACGAGCACCGACACCUGUCCCAAAUGGACCGGUAUUUCCCGGGCAGCGUGGCAAAGUACGAAGAGAGUCGACACUGAGCCAAAAGCCAAUGACCAUUGCGCCAUACCCGGGGCCUCAGAGACCGCUCUCGCCGAGUCAAGAGGAUGGUCGAUCACCUGAAUCUGCUGAGCCCACCCCAAACUAUUCAGAGGAUAGCCCCGGUGACAUUGGCUCAUCGCCGCCUGUUGCAAGAGCAACACCAUAUCUGCGAUCUAGUCCACCACCGUCAAGCCCAAUGCUGCCUCCUAUGCCGACAGCAAAGCGUGACGCAAGUUUCCUGUCGGAGAAUAUGGACGAUUUAUUCGGCGACGAAGCCGCCUUGCCGCCUCCAAGAGUAGAAUCCAGGGCCGUUUUUACACAACAACCCCCUCGCAAGCCACGGCCAGCCAAGCAACCCACUGGCAUUCCCGUAUCUGUCUUUCAAAUGCAGGAUGGCCCUGGUGGCCAAGACUUGGUUCACAUUUGCAGCUAUAACAGCCCACCUCUCAACCCGCCUUCGACUUCCCGACCUCUUGCCCCUGCUCCUCCUCCUACGCAAACAGUAUCCCACGAACAACCUUCACUGCCUCCGCUAAAGCAACAGAAGCCGUCCUCAAGGCCAAAGGCUUCCGCCGCUACCUCACCUCCAAUUCAAGAGCCCACUCCUCCUCCCACUACCGAUGCUGUGGAUAAGGCUCCCAGUCCUGUGCUAGCAGCCGAAGCUGCACAGGCAGGUCCAAGCACACUACCAGAUGAGUCGGCUAAAGCAGCUAAAGUUCAACGACCUUCCUCUGCUGAGGCUGCCAAGCCAUCAUCUCAGAUGCCUAGCCUCGCCUCAAAGCCAAGACGCCCGCUCGCUCGUUCCCAAUCAGCUGGUCCCCUUUUGCUACCAGCAAUUCCAGCUAGUGAACCUAUUGGUCCCUCGUCAUUGUCCCAGUCGUUUAUGCCCGAGCAGGCACAACGAAGGCCAGACACUGCCGCCCCUCUGCGCCGUGAGUCUUGCCAUGGACCCAUCUCUGUCCCCGUGCCCGCCAGUGAUCCGGCCGGACCUGCGCCGUCUGCUGUCCAACCGCCCAACGUUAGCUUUUCUGAGGCACCCUGCCCUCCAAGCGAGUCAGUCCUGCCGCCCCCGUCAUCUCCUCAAGGCGCCAAGUCGAACAAGAAUGUUGUGAAGAAGCACGCCAUUCGAGCGAGACUGGAAGAAGCCAUCAUGAAUGGCGAGAUGCCACCUUUUUGCAACAACUGCGGUGCCAUUGAAACACCUACCUGGCGCAAAAUUUGGGUUCAGGAGCGCGAGGGUAUCCCAGAACCUGUCCAGUUUUCUGAAAAGCCGGGCAAAAUCACGGCCAUUGAAAUCACCGAACGCGGUGAUGACGAGGAGCCCACCAAAUAUCGUGUCACUAAGAAGGGUCUCGGACCUACUGAUGACAAGAGAGAUUGGCAAGAGUUGCUGCUUUGCAACCCAUGUGGUAUCUGGUUGACCAAGUGCAAGGCUCAUCGUCCUCGUGAUCGAUGGGACAGAGAUGCCUCCAGACUUGGUCAAGAGCGCAAGAGACGCAACACUGGCCGCAGCACCUCCAGAGCCAAGAAGGGCCGCAAGACUGAUGCUGUGGCUAACCCUACCUCAGAAGCAUACCUUCACACCGAUGCCAUUGGUCCUGUCGAGCCAUCGUCGCCAAAGUUGGCUGAGUCUUUGGAAGACCAGUCGUUCAAGGCUGCGCCUCUUGCACAGCCAGGCUCGACACACUCGACUGUGACAGCUAAGAGUCCUGUGAACCCCGAGCUAGAUGCGGCAAUGGGAGUAACAAAGCGACUCCUCUUUCCCUCACCUCGCAAGGAUGGCUCGCCCAAAAUUCUUGGCGACCUGAAAGUGAACUUGGUGCAGACAAUGGUGGAUCAGCAUCAGGAUAAGCUCACCGCGGACGGCAAAGAGAACAUGGGUAGCCUCAAGGAAAGCAAAAGCCAGGACGAACUCGAGGCUCUCUUUCGUAGUCCAGGACCAGCCAGACCGUCUACCCCUCCACCCAACGCCAAGUCUGCCUCUUCGGCCAACUUCAAGACACCGACCCAGCCUACUCCCAGCCACCGGCCUAUCACCAGAAGCGUGUCGCGCUCUAUUCGCUCGGUUCGAUCCAUUCUUGCGUCCCCCAGCCAUUUGGCUCUGUUGCAGCGAACUCCCACCAAGACUCCCCGACCUACUUUGGCAGUUCCCGACAGCGCUUCAAGAAGACGCAGCCCUCGCAACCACCAGGCUACAUUUGAGGUUUUUGACACGCCCAUCACGCGAACCAUUAACCAAAUGCUUUCCGAGCCUAAUGGCUUUGGUUUAGAUACCAACGACCUUGAUUUGGGCAACUUGCCAACGCUUGACAACCAUCAGAGUUUCAUGGACUUUGGAAACUUCCUGAGCACCGAUGGAAUCAUGCCCAGCUCGCCACCAAAGGCCGGAUCUCUUGCCUUUGACUACGAAGACUCUGAUGUCUGGGCAACUUGGGGAGUUGAUGGCGUCAACUCUCUUGAAGAAUAG
[Torrubiella] hemipterigena is the source of this 3648-nucleotide messenger RNA. Lineage: Eukaryota; Fungi; Ascomycota; Sordariomycetes; Hypocreales; Clavicipitaceae. The record is from the annotation of a GenBank genome assembly.